AUGUCAACCAGCGCAACAAAUGAGAUAGCAGCGCUGUACCCGUCUCCGCCUCCCUACAUCAAAUACUUCUCACCCGAGAAUGUGGCCAAAGUAGAAGAAUUGAAAUCAAAAGGAGAAAGUUUGAGUUCUUUGGGAAAUGAUUUGGAAUACCUGGUCCCACCGCCUGUCCCAACUCAGGGCCAUUACAGAGCAUUUGGAAGUAUAUGGCAAGUCAAGGAUGAACUGCCGGAUCUUGAAAGCAUGGGCAUGACCCAGUUAUACCAGCCAAAGGAAAUUGUUGGUGGGAAGAGCUCCAGUUACCAAGACAAGAUUCAAGAACUCCACAAGCUUCUUAAAUCGUUGCUACUAAAUUUCCUGGAGCUGACUGGCAUAUUGAGUCUCGACCCCGAACAAUUUCCAAAAAAAGUCGAACAUAUACAGACAAUUCUAGUCAACAUACACCAUCUGCUAAAUGAAUAUAGACCACAUCAAUCGCGAGAGUCUCUCAUUAUGCUGUUAGAGGAGCAGCUCGAGUAUAAAAAGCGGGAAAUUCAAAACAUCGAGCAAGUUUGUCAAGACGUGAGAGAAAAGCUCAAAGUGAUGAUUAGCGGAGGGGAGGAGGAAGCGGGCGGAAGGGAUAAGGAAGCAAAGGAAGAGGAGAAGGAAGUGAACGGAGAAGAGAAGGAUACAGAAAGUGGGUAA
Messenger RNA from Lachancea nothofagi CBS 11611, 681 nucleotides. The record is from the annotation of a GenBank genome assembly. NCBI's taxonomy places the organism in Eukaryota, Fungi, Ascomycota, Saccharomycetes, Saccharomycetales, Saccharomycetaceae.